Molecule: messenger RNA, 1616 nt
Organism: Fukomys damarensis (Damara mole-rat)
Lineage: Eukaryota; Metazoa; Chordata; Mammalia; Rodentia; Bathyergidae
Gene: Rab1b
Product: RAB1B, member RAS oncogene family
Exons: 6
Coding region: 111-716 (201 amino acids)
Molecular function (GO): GTP binding; GTPase activity
Source: RefSeq, a predicted model, not a curated record
CUUGCUUUUGCGCGUGGCGGGCGGGGCCUCUGGGGCGGAGCCGCCACCAUUUUGGAACGGAGGCGGAGCAGAGCCGACUGGGAGCGACCGAGCGGGCCUCCGCUGCCGCCAUGAACCCCGAAUAUGACUACCUGUUUAAGCUGCUUUUGAUUGGUGACUCGGGUGUGGGCAAGUCAUGCCUGCUCCUGCGGUUUGCUGAUGACACAUACACAGAGAGCUACAUCAGCACCAUUGGGGUGGACUUCAAGAUCCGAACCAUUGAGCUGGAUGGCAAAACCAUCAAACUUCAGAUUUGGGACACAGCCGGCCAGGAACGGUUUCGGACCAUUACUUCCAGCUACUACCGGGGGGCUCAUGGCAUCAUCGUGGUGUACGAUGUCACUGACCAGGAAUCCUAUGCCAAUGUGAAGCAGUGGCUUCAGGAGAUUGACCGCUAUGCCAAUGAGAAUGUCAAUAAGCUCCUGGUGGGCAACAAGAGUGACCUCACCACCAAGAAGGUCGUAGACAACACCACAGCCAAGGAGUUUGCAGACUCUCUAGGCAUCCCCUUCCUGGAGACAAGUGCCAAGAAUGCCACCAACGUCGAGCAGGCUUUCAUGACUAUGGCUGCUGAGAUCAAAAAGCGGAUGGGGCCUGGAGCAGCCUCAGGAGGAGAAAGGCCCAACCUCAAAAUCGACAGCACCCCUGUGAAGCCAGCUGGUGGUGGCUGUUGCUAGGAGGGUCACUUGGGAUGGGACAGGAGAGGACACCUCCAGAUGAUGCCUCUGGAGAGGGCAGGAGGUGCUUUCUGUCUCUCCUGGGCAUUUGAGUCUGUGGCUUUGAGGUGUCCUGGGCUCCCCAUCUCCCUCUGGCUCAUCUGCCUGCUGUCCUGAACCCUGGUUAUGUCAGGGUCCCCAAGGGAGGACACAGGACUUGUGGCAAGGGCGGGGAUGGGGGCUGCUCUGCUGCUGCCUCUAGGUACCUUGGAAAGAUGCCCCACCAUGCGCCUUCCUUUGGAACCGGGGGGGCUCCUCUGUCUCCCCUCCCUCAUGUAUGCUGCACUGGGUUUCUUGUCUCUCCUCUGUUCCCAGGAGCUGAGGCCUCCCUGGCCUCUGCUGCCCCUGACUGUAGUCAGUGCCUAGGGUCAGGACUAGCCAGGGAAUCCAAGGCCUGGGAUCUAGGGCCCUGGGUUAGACCUCAGGAUGGGUAUGGGGGCUGCAGGAGCCCAGCAGCCCACCCUUUCCUUUCCUCUGCCUCCCUCCACCCUUCCUACACUCAGCUCAAGCCAUCCUGCUGCGGUGGGGUCCGAGCACAGUUAGGGCAGGUGGGCGGGAGGCUGCACUGGGCCUGUGUCUUGAGCCCAGAGGGAGCCUGCUCCUGCCACCCCCUGCCCUGCCAGAGCCAGGCCCAUGUGCUGCCUGCCCACCGUGCCCCUUUGUGCCCAAAGCAGGAAGAGGCGGAAGGCCCACCGUGCCAGAGGCCAGGCACCAGCCUUAACCCUCACUCUGCCAGCGCGCCCUCUCUUUCCCUGAGGCAGCACAUCUGGUCUAUUCCUCUCAUUGCUCAGAGCCUCAUUCCUGCCGCUACUUCUCUGGGGAAUGUGGGUAUAACCUGGAGUUGGGGGUCCUCUGCUCACC